This is a messenger RNA of Amaranthus tricolor (Joseph's coat), 5028 nucleotides long. Its product is annotated as E2F transcription factor-like E2FE. The transcript is spliced from 12 exons. Gene Ontology annotation, cellular component: RNA polymerase II transcription regulator complex. Lineage: Eukaryota; Viridiplantae; Streptophyta; Magnoliopsida; Caryophyllales; Amaranthaceae. Gene Ontology annotation, biological process: regulation of transcription by RNA polymerase II. The record is from RefSeq and is a predicted model, not a curated record. Bases 3196 to 4290 code for a protein of 364 amino acids. Gene Ontology annotation, molecular function: RNA polymerase II cis-regulatory region sequence-specific DNA binding; DNA-binding transcription factor activity, RNA polymerase II-specific.
UUGUUACCCACAAAUACAAUACAUAUCCUUCUCCCCACUUGCGUAUAGAAGUGGUACUUAUUAGAGCGCAUCUUGUAUGAGAUUGUUUUACCAUUAAACAGGAGCAGUUUAAUCAAUAUCUUUUUAGAAAAAAAUGAUCAAGAAAAUGAAAAACUGUUUUUUUGGUUUUUUUUUUUUUAUAUUGGGCCAGUUUAUAUUAUGCUAUCUCAUGAUUAAACGGUCUUAAUAAAGAAUUUGUCUCCUUAUUAUUUCUAAAAGAAAAAUGUUCCGCGUAUGGACUUGACUUGGAAUUGUGGUCCUGUACUUUUGGCCUUUAGUUUCUAAAGAUAUUGCCACGAAAUGAGUUAGCUAAUACUUUAUUUCUUGUCAAAAAUAAUCUUUUUUGCUUCACCCAGUAUGUUAUAUUUUUUAUUUUUUUUCGUCUAAAUUAAUUUAUUAUAUUUUGGGAUAUUAUUAAUAGUAUUCCUGUGUUAUUACACUUUAUUUUUGGUACCCGUGUUUUACGUAAUUUCAACGGUACCCAAAUUAUCUUGCUAAUUACAAACGUGACACUUUUUAAGUUUUUUCCGUUAAGUGGCCGUUAAUUUUUAUAAAAAAUCAAUGAUGGUUAGUUUCUUCUACUCUCCUUUUCCCUCUCCUCUUCCUUCUCUCCUUCCAUGGCUGCUUCUUCAAGAUUUACUACUUCAAAUCUCAGUGAUAUACAUGUCCAUCACCACCGGAACUUAACAAUUGUUGUCCAUCAUCUGUCUAGUGAUCGAACUGUUCCGUUCAUUUUAAGGGUGCCAAUCAGUUCUUUAGUUUUCGCAGAUACCAGUAAGAUGUAACCUUCGUUUCCCAAAAAAACUAUGGUACGAGAACCAGGGGAAACCUCAAAAAGUUCUAAGCUUUUUUCCUCUCUUCCGGUUAGUGGCCCGAUUUUAUCAACAUUAUCCUUGGAUAUGCCUACGCUGUAAAAGAACUUUCUUCUUCCAGCAACGAUAACUUGUGACCCAUCAGGCAAGAACGAAGCAUUUCUAAUAGGGCAAUCUUCAAUGAAUAUGACAUCCAUCAUUUUAUUCCUCUUGCCAUCAUUGGAAAAUUUUCAGCUUUCGAUCUAGUCCAGCACUAGCAGCAAGGAGCAACUGAUGGUUUCGGUGAAAUUGGACGGAGUUUAUUGGACCAUUAGAAGGAUCUUCAGCAUUGGCAUCUACUAAUUUUGAGUAUUCGAGAAUUCCGGGCAAAAGUUUUGCUCAUUUUUUCACAACAAGCUCUUCGUUUGUUUUAAGAAUAUCAUCAACAUUUUUAUAUUCAGAGGCAACAACCGACCGAUUUUCUACCUCAAACUCGUCAUCAGAAUCUUACCUUAUGAUUUUCGAGUCAAAAUUGGCCCAAUCUGUUCCUGGGUACAACUUAGCAUGAUGAGCCCUCAACCUUGACACAUACGUAGACCUUGCUAUUAUAGUCUCAUCUUCUUCCUCAAUCUAUUGAUGAAUGAUGAUUUACAAUAGAAGUUUAAAUUAGAGAUUAUUUCAAUAGUGGUAAUUAAGCAUGGGUUGUGGAAGUAGUAAAUCUAAGGCAUUUGAAGUAGUAAAUCUUAAAAAAGCAGCCUUGGAAGGAGAGAAGGAAGAGGAGAGGAAAAAGGGAAGAAGAAGAAAACCAUGGUUGGUUUUUUAUAGAAAUUAACGGGCACUUAACGGAAAAAACUUAAAAAAGGGUACCAUUAGAAUUACGAAAAACACGGGGUACUAAAGAUAAAGUGCAAUAACAUAAGAGUACUAUUGAUAAUAUCCCUUAUAUUUUUUAUAUAAUUAAUUCUUUAAAUUUUUAUUCAUAUAUUUCUAUUCUUUUAUAUCAUAUGUUAUAUCAACGCUCCCAAGCCAAACUACCUACUACCUAGUAAUGAAGGUGAUUUUGAUCAUCUUAUAGCUUAUUGCCUUAUUCCGUAGCAUGUAUUGUUGGUGAACAAGAGGAGGUGCGAUGCACUUAUGUUUGCGAUUUUUCGCUUGAUUGGGACAUGUAUGUCCUAUUGGGAAUAUUCUCCUACUGAUUUUUCGCUUGAUCUAGUAAGUGAAGUAUGAAUUACAAAUUCAAAUUCAUCACUACUCACAAUACAAGCUAGCAUUAGGAAAAUCAAAACUCAUUUUAUUUUAUUUGGACUCAUAUUUGGUGGAUUUCAAAAAAAUAGAAUCCAUAUCCUAAAAUUAGGUGCGAGUCUGAGGCGGAUUCAGUAGGAUUUUAGAUUUAUAACCAUCGAUAAUACAACUAAACAAGGUCGAGGCAUUAUCUUUAAACAAAGGUGAAAAAUCAAAACAUGGAUCAGCCCUGUGCAAAAUCUUUCACGAUCUCAAUUUACAGAGAUUUCAUUCCUCUCCUUUGAAUAAAAAGAAAUCAGGAACAUGGACAAACUAAAUAAUCAAAAAGGAAAAAAAUUAACUCUUAUAUUUCAUUGAAAUUGCAACAUUAUGCAAAUAUAUCUAAGAGCUUUUGACAAAAAAUGUUAUAACCUCAAUGCAUCAUAGGGAAUAUAUCCAUUAACCGUGUUAGAAAAAUGGUUUUGAAUGGAUCCUCAUGGAAGUCCUAAAAGGCCAUGAAACUUGAGUAGGCAUGCAGUUUAUAAUGACCUGCAGGCUGCAGCCAUUGCUAAAUAAAGGAGCACAACAAAAUAGUAGAAGUAAGUCGGGCAUAUAAUCAAUUCAUUUAAUAUAUUGAUCACACGUGACUAUUUUAAAGUUAUAAGUGACUACUUUAAUAUUAUAAUUUGUCAGUUUAAGAUCGCAUAUAAGUACUUUAAGACUAUAAGUAAUUAUUUUAGGACUUAAAAUGUAUAUUAGAUAAACCCAAUAAAAAUAAUGUUACGUAACACAGCUCAUUUUGAAAAUUUGUGUUCAAUCUUAGUAUUAUUAUUUUCUAAACCACAAAGACAGCACAAGCCCCAAAGGGGCAUAAUUGUCAACAAAUCCGCUCCAAGCCUCUAACUUAAAUUCAAAUUCCCGCCUGUUUCGUUCUUUUAAACCCUUCAAAAAUUAACAAAAAUUUUUAUGGAGAGGCACUCUCUGUUCUUUAAUUUUCCCCAAAUCUGCUGAAUUCCUCCUCAAUACUCUUCCCCCAACGCCUAAUUUCAACGACAUUCUAAACCCCACUACUAUUUUCAUCCUGGGUAAUUUUUGUUUUUCUGGGUUUAUGUUUGAUUGAGUUAAACAAAGAGAAUACUCAUCAAUGGCGACAUCACCACCAUUAGUUCCAGAUGAUUCUGGAUCUCGACACCAUGCUUAUAGCAGAAAGCAGAAAUCUUUGGGUCGUUUGUGUUCUAAUUUUAUUGGCUUGUACAAUAGAGAUGGGGUUGAAUCAAUUGGCCUAGACGAUGCUGCUAAUAAAUUAGGAGUUGAGAGACGACGGAUUUAUGAUAUUGUCAAUAUAUUAGAAAGUGUUGGGGUGUUAGCAAGGAAGGCAAAAAAUCAGUAUACAUGGAAGGGUUUUAAAGGGAUUCCUAAGGCUCUUGCUGCUCUAAAGGAAGAGAGUUUGAAGGAGAAUUCUAGUUCUAGUAGAAGUAGCAAAAUGAAGCUCCAAGUUAUCGAAGAUGACGAUGAUGCACACUCGAAUCCAGAUAGUGGAAGUCAGCAAGAAGUAUCAAACAUCAGUGCUAGUUCGAAGCCUCGUAAGGACAAUAGAAGGGAGAAGUCUUUGGGAUUCUUGACUCAGAAUUUUGUCAAGCUGUUCAUUUGCUCUAAUGUAGAUUUGAUCUCCUUGAAUGAAGCCGCAAAGACCCUGCUUGGUGAUGGACACAAGUCAACAAUAAUGAGAACAAAAGUCAGGCGGUUGUAUGACAUUGCCAAUGUAUUGUCCUCCAUGAAACUCAUUGAAAAGACUCAUCAAACGGAUACUAGGAAACCAGCCUUUAGGUGGUUGGGGCUGAGGGAAUGUAGCGAGGCUACUAUACCGUGUGUACCUAUGCCUACGGAGUCUAAGAAAAGGGUCUUUGGAUCUGAUAUAACUAAUAUCAAUUUCGAAAAGAAUCGUGUGGAGUUUCUUGGACAAAAAGCAAAACAGCUCAAACAAGUGAAAUCGGAGAAUGCUGAGAGCGAGUUUUACCCGAUACAUUCUGAGCAAAAUAAGAAACCAAGAAGCUACCGAUACGGUCCUUUUGCACCUAUCACCGUGGCCAAAGUAGGUAGCGCGGAGCAGAAAAACUCAAAGCCAGUCCACGACUUGGAAAGUCUCGCCUUGACUUAUUGCCCUCAGUAUCACAAUCAAGCUGCAUAUGAUGUUCGUUACCAAGAGUCGAUCGAGCUCAAUCUCUAUCUAAGGCUUUGAGAGACAUCUUUGACCAUUAUACGGAGGCAUGGAGAACUUGGUAUUCCGAAGUAAAUGUGCAGUUAUUAGAGCAAGUUUCUUAGUACACUUAAACAUAAUGUUAAAUUCUUAAUCUCAAAUCAUUUUAUGAAUUAAUUGAUAAGUUUUAGUGUUCGUUCACAUCGGAUUUUAUUUUCCAUUCAUUUUUUAAUACAUUAGAAAUUAGAAUGAAAUGAUAUAGAUGGGAAGAUACUAACAAUGUAGAUGGAUUAGAAACUCUCGUAAAAGAUCGUGAUGCCCACAAAAUAAAGAGCAAAUAUUCUUAUAAUUUAUAUUAAUUGGGCUGUUUAAUCAAUGUAUGGGGCACGUUGCAUAGUGGGUUGACUCAUAAAAUAAAUUUGUGUAGAUUAAUUUUAUUGUCAAAUUCCCUUCGUUCAAAUUUUGAUGAGAAUACAUUGUCAAAUUCAUGUAUAAUGGAAGUAUGUUUUGUGCAUUUAGUGAGCCACAAGUAACUGCUGAAAUGAAGCAAGAAAAAGGCAUGGACAUAGUUGGGAUGUGAUUGGGUUUUUUUUAUACAUUUUGAAAAUUUUGUCCCCAGAAAAACAUGAUUUUCUUUGAAGAUAAUUCAAAAUUGGAUUCUGUGCUUACCAUUCGUCAUAGACUAUAAAUUAAAGAAAGUUGCUGCUUAUAGAAGUGCAUUGAUUGAAACUUCAACUCUUGAAGAAUAAUUAAGAUCAACUUGUCAAGACAAAAAAUAAA